CGUUAAACAAGAAAGCGUCAUUUGCGUGAACAAUGUAAAGGAAACUAGUCUAACCGAAUCGUAGCUGAUGCCUCAGAGGAAGAAAGUAUCUCAAAAAGUCAAGAAAAAACGUCCAAAAAAAGCCACAAAAUACAAAGAACCGAAGAAAACAAUUGCUGUGAAAAGUGAUACAUAUGUUUCUAACAGUAACACCUCUGCACAGAAGAAUAAAAAUUGUCAUUUAAAAAUGUCAAAAAACAACCAAAAACCAAUUGUUCGUAGCAAGAAAAAGGAAAUAGGAAAAAUUUCAUUGAAGUUAUUGAAGUUAGUAAAUAUAGAUGAGAAAACAAGGAUCUCUUUGGGUACUUGUAAUGACAUUAACUGUGAGGUGAAGGAAUAUUCCUUGGAAAACAAAAGUAAGAAAGAACCUCAAAUUUGUAAUACAAAGGUUGUGAAGGACCAAAAAGGAUCUGGAAGUGAGGGAGAAAAUGCCACUAGAAUGGCAAACUCUAGCCGUAAUGUCAAAGGCAGCCCUUCGUAUGAAGUACCACCUAAAAGAACCUCACCUAGAAAAAAUAAAAAUUCUGGAAAUGAUACUAAAUUUGGAUCAAAGAACUCAAUGUGUAAAGAAUCUCAAAUUGGUUUUACAAUCUGCCACGUAGUGAACGAAAAUAAUGUACAAGAUGACACUGUUAAGAUGAACUGUAGUCCUAAUGAUGAGGGCUGCUCUCAGUUGGGGAUCAAUUCUAAAAGGACCACACCCAGAAAACGGAAAAAUUCAACAACGGAAAAUAAUUCUGGAGGAAAAAAAGCUUUACUGGGCAGCCAAAGUAAGAAGGAAGAGCCAAAAAUUGGUGUUAAACUUUGUCAUGUAGUGAGAAACCAAUCACAGUCUGAAAAAAAUAAUGUUCAAGAUGACACUGUAAACAUAAAAUGUAGCCUUAAUGAAGAAAGCUGCUCUCAAUUACAGACAAAUACUAGGAGGACCUCACCCAGAAAACGGAAAAAUUCAAAAACGGACAAUAAUUCUAGAGGAAAAAAGCUUAUUCUGGACACCCAUGGUAACAAAGAAGAAGUGAAUGGUGAUGAAUUCUGUCACUUAGUAAAGAACCAAUUGCAGCCUGAAAAUAAUGUCCAAGAUGACACUGCGAAAGUCAAUUGUAGCCCUAAUGAUGACAGCUGCUCUCGAUUGGGGCCAAAUUCUAAAAGGACCUCACCCAGAAAAAGAAAAAAUUCUAAAAAGGAUAAUUCUGGAUUAAAAAAGUUUAACAUCCAAGGUAACGAAGCAGAACUGCAAAAUGAGAAUAGUAGCUGCCGAGUAAUGAAGAACCAAUUGCAGUGUAGAAGUGAGGAUCAAGAUGUAAAGAUUAACAAUAGUCAUAAUGGUAAAAGCUGCUCUCUAUUAGAAACUCAUUCUGAAAGGACAUCAUCUAAAGAAAGGAAAAAUUCAAAAAAGAGCAAAAGGUCUGGAGGAAAAAAACCUGUUAACAUCCCAGAAAUGGAGGAAAAGCUGCAAGCUGGUGAUGCAACCUAUCAGCUUUUGACACAAUCUGGAAAGGAGGAGCAAGAUGAUACUGUAAAGACAAGCUUUCUAAAUGGUUCUCAAACAACCACACCCAGAGAAAGUUCAAAUGAUGUAAAUUCCAAAGAAAAAAAGGUUAUUCUAGACAUCCAAGCAUUGUCACAGGAUCUUGAAGAUGACUCCGAAUCAGACGAUGAUCUUCCUGAUUGCUUUGAAAGCACUCCUACAAGUUCAGUCAAUCAGUCAGCAUAAGGCAAGAGUUAUUUUUCUGAUGUCAGAUCAUCAAAAAUGCCCUAGUUUUCCAAUAAAAAAUGCCAAAACGCUAAAACCAUAUUCUUGUCCUGAGCGAAGUAAUUAUAUUGAAGAGGCAUUGAAGUUUGAAGAAACAAAUAGCGAGUUUUUAGAGGUUAUUCAGAAAGCUGAUGAUUAUCAAGAAGAAAGAGUCCUAAGAAAGAAAGACCUGAACAGGACUCCGCUACAGGAUCAGAAAUUGCUAAGAAAUACAGACAUAUUCCAGACUCCUCCACAGGAUGAGAAAGCCUCAAGUACAGAGGAUACAUUGUACUUUGAUGGGGUCCCAUCACCAGCUGAGGGACCGCCCAUCGAUACCUUUUCGUCUGGAGAAGGACUGCUAGAUGAUGCUGUAGAGGUAAUCAGUGAAAAAAAAGUGACUGAGAAUGCAGAUAUUACAAAAAAGAAACUAGAGUAUGAGAAAAAAGGACAGCGAAUUGCUAAGUACAUAAAGAAAUCUAAAACUAAGGACCAUCUGAUCAAGAUUUUUACAGGAACUAUCAACACUGAGAGACAUAACUUAUUCCAUCAUGCGAAUAAAAUGGCACGUGCUAAACUUAAUAACUUAGGGGGAUAUGGCCCUAUUCUUGCAGAUGAUCUGCUUGAUGAGAUAUUUCUCCAUAUUAAAGGAGUGUUGGACGAGUACUGUAGGUCAACUGGCUACUCUGAUGCUGGACCUUCUUAUAUUCUCAAUGUUUCCAUUCCAGAGGCCAUCAUAUUUGCUAUACAAAAAACAAGACGUGUUGGGAAAACGAAAGCAGAGGACAUCUUUUUUAAAGAGCAUACAGAGGCAACAAAACUUGAAGGUGGUACAAUUCCCAGAACCAUCCUUGACAAAGAGACCAUGAAGAGGACUAUGAAUCGGGCAUACCGUAAAUUAAUGUCUAAUCUGUCUUGACAACCCCUAUUUUAUCAGUGCAGUUUGGUUUGUCUUGACAAAAAAGGUUUUAUGUUGCACUGAUGAAACAGAGGCAGCAAAACUUAAGGGUGGUACAAUUUCCAGAACCAUCCUUGACAAAGAGACCAAAAAGAGGACUAUCAAUUCGGCAUACCGUAAAAUAAUGUCUGAUCUGUCUUAACAACCCCUCUAUCAGAUAGAGCAUUUUGAUUUGUCUUAACAAGAUCUUGUACUGAUAAAACUGCUUGAGCAUUGUGUAAAUUAUUGUCAUAUCUUGACUAUCGCCAUUCUAACACUGAUUGCUCAAGCAUACUGUCAUACUGUAACUUUUGCCUGGUUUCCAUAAAAUCACUACACCCAAUCGCUGACAGUUGCGACUCUUGGUGGCAAUUUAUGAAUGCGCUGAGUAUUGGUGAUGAUGCCUUAGGCUAACUUUUGUAGGGUUACCCAUACACUUUGUGUAUAUUUGUAGUCUUAAAGUUACGGUUUAAUUAUGAAAGAAUGUAUUGUUUGAACAGCCAGGACCUAUGCAUUUGUUUUCUCAUUAAAUUCCUUCAUGCUUUUGUCAUACAAAAUACUGAAAAUUUGAUAUGCAGUGAUUUAUCAAAAGUUUGGCAUCAUUGCUUGAGAAAAUCAAGCAUGACAAUCGUUGAGAAGCUGAUGAUGUUUAAUGAACUCAGAGGAUGAUUCGUCUGCAACCAGUCAGAAAAGUUAAAUUUGAUUUAACUUUUCCUAACUUUUUAUCAGAUAAAUCAAGGGGCCUUGAUUUCAUCAGGGGCAGUCACAUAGCGAUUUUAUUGAAACCAGGCUUGACUGUAUGCUUGACUUAAUGACUGUGUGCUUGACUUGAUGACGCUGUUUUAUUUUUCUAUACAAUAUUUAUUAUUGUGCAAUUCAAAGUGUUUUAAUUUCUAAUGAUUUUUGAGAGGAUUUUUAUUUAAGCAAUGUGAAUUUCAUUUUGUUUAUUAGAUCUUAAUUUUAAAGUACUCUACUACACCUUGCUUUAUAUAUACCAUUGUGCCUUUUUUGAUCUUGAGUCUGUAUCAAAGUUUUGCCAUCUUCAUUGUAUGCAUAUUGAUAAACAUUCAUAUUUUACAGCCUCAUCCACUCCCUUAGAAGUGUUAAUAGUCCAUGAUAAAUACUCUCAAUUAUACAACCUUCUAACAGGUAACCCUAUAUAUUGCUAGCUGGGCAGAGAUUAAAAUGUGAAUUAAAUGUCCUCACUCAGCAAUACAUUACCACACAAGUGGCACAAUGACUUUUGGGUUAUUGCAAGCAGUUUCAAGAUAGUUGCCAGAUUACAGUUUUAGGAGUUGACCCAAGGGGUUGCCAGGUUAUUGCAAACAUUUUCAUUUAUUGAUUUGGAGGUACUGCCAGGUUAUUCAAAGUGUUUUUUCAAUGAAGUCAGUAUUAACUAGGUAUUAUUCUAUGAUAUGUGCUAUAAAAUAGAUUAUAUAAGGUACAGUACUUUCAAUACUGAUGAGACACAAUGUAAUCCAUGGAUUAUAUAUAAGUUACUUUUGAAACUGAUGAGAUACUGAAUGCCAGUGUCAUUAAUGAUCAGACAGUGAAGCGGUGAGGUGCCCCUUAUUCAGCUUUGAAUUCCUAAUUCUACCCCAGGUGCUGCUUCACUGGUUCAUGUAGUCAGAUAAGCCUUGUUCCCUCUCUGAAAUUCAAAAUGCACCCCAGGUGAUUACAGUACAUCACAACAUGUACUUAAAAGUUUCAAGUUGAGCAAGUAAAUCUGAUUUUGAGUGUUGCAUGGUUGUUAAAAAUAACACAUUAGUUAUAUAAUUGACUAGUAGCAUGUUGAAUCAUUAAAUGAUGUAGAAUAACUUGGCACUUUCAAACUUUUGCCAUUAAAUAUUAUUCAGCAGUACUGAAAUCUCUAUGCAGAGUUAAAAUAAUCACAUUUUGUAAAAUAAUUUUUAACUUAAUUGUCCAGACACAAUGUAUAACUGUACUAUAUAAAACAAUAUAUUGAUAUCACGAUCUGCAUAAAAACAAAUGUGAAAACCAUAAAAGAUUUUGACUUAAAAUGUUCAUUACAUGUGUUGUUUUAGCCAUUGUUAAACUUUCCAAUAAAUUUUUUUGUGUGCUGCUCUUUUAUUUUGGUUUACUAUUUUCUAUUAAAAUGGCUUCAAAUUUA
This is a messenger RNA of Anneissia japonica, 4839 nucleotides long. RefSeq lists its product as uncharacterized. NCBI's taxonomy places the organism in Eukaryota, Metazoa, Echinodermata, Crinoidea, Comatulida, Comatulidae. The record is from RefSeq and is a predicted model, not a curated record.